UGCAGAACAGAUUAAUAAUGGAGCAAUGGCAGCCGGGGACAAUUGCUAAAUUGUUAUUUGGAUUUUGAAAGGAUGUUUCUAUAACACUCAAAGCAUGGAGGAUGCAUUCAAUUGGGAACAAUGGUUCACCAGCGCAACAAGUACUAAUCCUGCAGCCGGAUCAUCACCUCAGAUAGAAGCCUGCUAAAUCUUCCUAUCAGGGGAGUCUGGGGGCCACUAAUUAUAAGUUGAAUAUUUACUUCUUAUCUCUUAGGACGCUUCUUUUAGUCUUGCGGCAUUCGUCGCUUCGGUUUGCUUCAACAGACACCGCGUCCAUUUCAGCUGUCUCCUCACGUUCCAUUCUUACAUUGCACUCAGUAGAUUUAUUCUACUCCACCCUGACAGCUCCCACACAUAAAAAGAAAACUACCACGGGAUUCCGGCACUAAUAAUGGACCUUAUCACACCGCCAAUGGUGCGAUUCGAAAUGCUGGAUACGGGUUGCAGGGUUCCGUUCUUCAGCAAGCAAGUCGGUUCGAGGCACGGCCGCACGGGACGAGGCUGGCGUUUGGAAAGCCGUGCGAGAGGCCGCGGGGGAAGAGUCCAAAAGCUCUAGCCCUGCCAUACCUGACAAUUCUAUUCAAUGGGGGCCAAAUAGUGUGGAGAAAAAUGAUGGAAACAGGCAACUGACGAUCGAGGAUUAACCUCGCUAGAUACACGCCUCGGCAAGGUCUGGAUAACGCACAACCUACGAAAUGAAAGGGUCAUGAUUGCUCCUCGGCAACGUUUUCUCCGUUUCGUCGGUCAGAGAAUCAAGUAUGGUGGCGUUGAUAUACGAGGCUUCACUUCCUGCGGAAACCCUUUCAAUCAUAAAUGACAACUCUGUGUGCGCAAUUGUGCAGUUGGGAUUACACCUGCAUUAUCCCCAUGCACAUCCUAGAUGCAACCAAGGCGCGUGCCAAUUCAACUAAAAAGCGCUGCCGGCAUAUCCCUCGUGGCUUGGCCUAGAGCAGUGACCAACGAAUCCAGUCAACCAAGGAGGAUCCACAGAAAAUCCCCCAAAGAGUAAUUUUGUCCUCCCAAUAACGUCCUUGCAGCUUGCCAACCCAGUCAGUCGCCAAUAAUAAUAUUUCUUGGGCCGCCCAGGACGGUGUCCCCGACGGUUAGGCGUGGAAACCCGAUACGCCACUAGUAGAUACGCGAAGAACCCCGCUAUUACGAAGAUUCUAUCAGGCCUCGAGCGGGGAAAUUAUUCAGGGGAUCAGGCACCCCGCUUGGUAUAUAACUGUUGAUAUUGACAUGGCAUGUAGGAUUCAGCCCGUAACCUGCUUGCAAUGGAGGCUUGAGCCUCAGGACCCCAGCUUUCGAACAGAAAUGCCUGAUUUCGGACCUGGUGUAUAAUUCCGGGGGUAGGGCCUUGCAGCAAUCCAAGUGGAGGGAUGAGGCUAAACUGGGCACUUGCCUUGGUGAGCACUUCCAUUUUUAACACCACCUCCAAAAUCACUUCGGAAAUGUUCACGGCUCCUGGAACGGGAACAAGCAUUUGCCAUAUCCGAGCCAUUCCAAGAUAUGCCCUGCGCACAAAUUGCUUAGUGAACCUUGUCAUCUUUCCUGCCUCGUCUGUCCGCACAACCGGCCCGUCCCGGACCCCGGCUUUCAGCUUUUUCACCAGAACGAGGAUGGAAAACAUGAAGCAUACCAUCUUUUGCCACCGUGUAGUGACAACGCAUUCUGAUGAUAUCGAUAGCGAUUCCAAAGUUCCCGCUCUUCUUGGCCCCAGUUCUUGGGUAGCAAUGGACCUAUCUACAACGUUCCAUUGCCCUCGGUGUUCGGUAUGUCUACUCAACGAGAAUGCGGGCAUACCCAGUUUUUAAAAUUCCCUCAGGAAUACGAUUUCUAUGGAGACGCCAUAUUAGGCCUCGUCCAAUGAAAUGCAAUAUAUCCAAUCUGUUUCCUCUGCAGAAUAAAUACUCCGUCCAGCUGAACUGCUCUGGUGCAUUAUCCGAACCGAAUUCCUCUCCAACACGGACGUUACAUACACAAAGUGCUAUUCCUGCCACGCUUCCGUCUGGGAAAUGCAGCUGCGGCCCAUCAGGUCUUCAUAUGACAAUAUCAGAAACUAAAGGUGCGCUUACUAAAGCACGGAUUUGUGAUACACCCCCCUGCUGUGAAGUUCCAGACUCGCAAGGGAAUGGCCUUUUCUGUGGCCUCAUAUACGAGAAUCAAAGUUUAUUCACCCCCACUUGUCGCCUGAAUUUUGGAUGUCAACUUAGAAGCCUGGAGUUCCGCAUUUGUGGUUAGCCGCCUUUGGGACAUCCUAACAUUUCUGCCACCGCUUCACCACGCCUUGCCCAAUUACCAAACAAAGUCGGCGCAGUGAAAUGUUGGAAUUGUGCAUCGGAGUCUUGAGCGUUUGUCCAACAAGACGUCGAGCAGGUAAGUCAGGAGAAGGUUCAAGGUCGUGGUGCUAUUGAGCCAACCAAACGAGCUGAACUUAUCAAUCGAAAGUUGGCACAUCACCACGACUCCAUUCCAUUCUAAAUGUUCGCGACGCGGAUGAUUUCCAACGCACAGGGAUCUUCAGCUCCGCUUUCUACGCUAUCCGGGGAAUUUACCUAAUAUUCGCUAUUUCCAAUUUCUAUGCCGCUCGUUGUUUGUGGUAUCUCGAACCGUCUCUCCGAAACCGUAUGCGCUAGUCCCGAGAUGCAGUUCUCUGCCACGCAAGGAACUGGUCUAAGAUUCUUACCUUCAUCUCUCCUGGUUUUGUUCUUCAACCGUCAUCUGCUUUUAGCUAAUUAGGGGGUACAUUUGAGCAUGCGUACCCUCAAGUUACCAGGUUUCCGUUUUGAAGGUUCCCUGCAGCUGUAACCCAAUAUCUGGUAUGGGAUCAUAUCGAUGUCUUGGUGGAUUAGGCCCCACCUUCUCGUACAGCAAGGGGUUGCGUAUUGAGGGCUGGUCCGGUGAAAUGGUAACGGAAAUGCAAUAUCAAUAUCUACCGUGCUCAUUAAACUGGUCGUAUAAUACCCUGUUAUUAUCAAUCGCUGGAAUUAUAUGCCAUCUUCCUCAACUUAAAAGGCCCGAAGUCCGCGUGCCUGGACUCUCUUGUCCGACUGGAAAUCAUUCCUCUCAUUCUCUCAUUUCUUAGAGGAGAUAUAUGCAAUAUUUCGAUUAGCAUUGCCAUUCCGAGAAGUUUCUUCAACUCUAAGGAAGUAUGGCACACUUCCCGCGCAUCAUUGCCACCUUGUGGCUAUUGGUGCAACUCACGGGUGCAAUUCCUAGGCCGGAAUUACAACCUAUCCCUCGCUCCCUAUGGGACGGCACCUCGGAACCAAACCUCUCAACCAGGGAGGUCGUUCAAGCUGCCGCAGUAGCGGCAAUCAAACCUGUCGACAAGGAGGAAUUCUUUUGGGCUUCAACUGAUAAACCGGGAUCGAAGGCCGUGGUCGUCAGUUUGGUGUCUUUGUCCAAGGCAUCCGAGCGUAUCAUUUCCUUGGAUAAAAUUGACUUUCUUAUUCAGUCCGCCAGCUGCAAUGCUAAGGACAUGUCCUUCAAAUUCAUUCAUCCCUUCGUCUAUGCUGCUGUCAAGAUUUACUGGGACUGGGUUAACUUCAACGAUAUGAACACUUUUGUUGUAAUCCCUAACUCCAAGAAAUGUGGAAAAGACAGAGAACAAAAUCCGUGGAUAGCCCGUCGUGUCAUAUUUGAUGACAAAAACCAAAGAGUUCGUCUUGAAGCUACCAAGAGCACAUGGAAAAAGGUAAUGCAGACUUAUACCUUGGACUUCGGCGAAGUGAUUCUUGGAUCGAAAGGCCUUGUCAAGCGCGAUAUUAUUCCAGAUCUUAAUGAGAAAUUCAGACUUGGUAUUGGAGCGACGCUGCCAACUCGAAUUUUCGGCUGGGAAGUUAACAAGGGCCCGCUCAAGGGUAACCUUACUGCCAAUUGCAAUUCCUGUGGCACCCAAGGUGCUUUGGUGUUCGCUGGCCAUGUUGAAGCCAGCCUGGGUUGGACCGGCUUUGAUAUCGACAAGUUUGAAAUUUCCGUCAAACCCGAGGGAGUUGGGGUAAACCUUGAGCUAGAGUUGCUAUUUGAUGCUCAUCUCGACUUCCGCCGUUUCGUUAAACCUUCUCAGGAGAUCAAAUUGGUGGAAAUUCCCAUCUCAGGAUGGAACAUCCCUGGUAUCUUCGAGUUUGGUCCUCGAAUUCAACUGAAUGCCGGGUAUGAGAUCAGCUAUAUCUCAGGAACUGCUUCCGCAACAGCUGGAAUUUCCGCCCGUAUUCCUGAUAGUGCUAUCGCAAAACUAGAUCUUUUAUCCAAAAAUUCCGUGCAGGUUUCUGGAUGGGCUCCGGUUGUUGAAACACAACCACUUCGAGUGCAAGCUCAAGUUGAUGCGGAGGCAUCAGUUUACACCGAGGUCGCAUUAUCAGUUAGCAUUACAGUUCUCGACGACAACGGAUUUGGCGUUGAUCUUGCCCUGAAGGUCCCGAAGGUGACUGCCACACUAGGCGCUGGUUUUGAUACCGCUGGUUUCUGCCCCAACAAGGCCAAUAUUUUUGGAAUCAAACUUGAUGUUAUGGUAGGGGCCGAUCUAGAUCUGGAAGGCUGGCGAGAAAUCGACGGCAAGAGGAAAACUCUCUUCAACGUAGAUAUCUUCGAGAAGCCAGAUAUUUUCGUUUUCCCCCAACUAUGUCUCGGCUUCGAUGAUGUAGCUCCAGGGUAUUGCCUCGGCGGUAAGAAGGAAGAGGACGACGAGGACGACGAUAAUCACCCAGGCCAUUACGUCCGAGGACGAAGAGCACGGAUUCCCGGAACUCUUUCUCCCCCAGUAUCUCGACGCCAAGAUCCAGACACCGGAAGGAAUCCCAUUCCGAUGAAGUGUGAUAAGAAGAAGACCGUUCAAAUUCUGAAAUAUCCAAGUCCAGUAGACUUAUCAAAAGAUACCCGCGUGCCGAUUUUCGUGCCAGACAUCCCAUGUGGUGAAGCUUCAGAGGACUGCUGGCCAAAUGCAAAUAUCAGUGUGAUCACUGUACCUCUCGAACAACGCGCCAUUGUGGAUCAGACUGGGUUACUUGACCAAGAGAAAUGGGCCUCCGAACAUGUGUAUGAGGCCAACUGGGUCCGAGACUAUCUGGAUUUCCUCCAAAAGAAACUAACUGGCUCCGUGAACGGACCUUGUCAUGCUGCUGUUGUGAGGUUUUGGGAUAAGUUGAACCCAACGUACCCUGCGCCGGGCGGAGCACCCGCGAAAGCAAGUUAUGUGGAGGCAUUGGCGCAGCAUUUGGGCACUGUAAACACUGCGUACGAACCCCGCAUGGCCAUUAUCCAGCAAAGGCUCAACAAUCUGAAAUACCUGAUGUUUGCGGAGAAAAACCUUAUCGCAGGCCGUGACGGUGUGGAAGGUCGAAGAAAGGUGAUCAACAACCAUGGUAGAUUUGUGUGCGAACUAGCUCGCAUCUCCGCCACAUGCAAGUACUUCGCACACUCCGCUGCUCAGGAGGCUUUGAAAAAGUCCAUCCUAGGGAUUGAAGAAGUCCUGGGAAUCGCGGACAAGGACAAUAAAAUGAAGGAAGCCGGCAUCUCCUUCCAACAAGUCCACAAGGAUUUCUACCAACAGUUCCACGACGCCGCCAUCAAGUGGACUCGGGACCAGCUGCAGACUUAUGCAAAAUUCUUGCUAGAAGACCCUAUCGGAAUGGAUGAGUUACCACCUGGAUUUAAGGAAGAGCUUCAGCGGAUACGGGACGAUGGGGAAUACCGGAAGGACUUGUGCCCUCAAACUAAACGCACUGGCUGGUGAUUAUGUUUGUGAGGUAGGCUCUGGCUAUAUGCCAGUUACAUUCUUUACAGGGGAGAAUAUAUAUUUCCAUGUUAUUUAGAUAGUACCUAAGAAGCAUUAUAAGCUCACACCUCCCUUUCGCGUUUGAAAUUGAUGCAUUUACCUACGCUACGUAGAUGCCCUAGUCGGACUAGUUGUAGAUCUACGGCAGCCUAUUACGGCAGCCUCCAGUGACAAAUGGGUCAGAUGAGUAUUUUAUACUAGUGUUUCAAUGAGCAUACAUCAUGAUGCUGAUUGCAUUAGCACUCAAGAUCUCCUCAUUGGAGGUUGUACAUGGGAGGGCUCUAUACCUGGGGGACUCUAUACCCGAGGGCCUCUAUACCUAGGGAGGGGGCUCUAUACACCUGAGGAUGAGGAUUCCAUAUGUUGAGAGAUCUGUGGAGUUGGAGCUCAUAGCUGAAAGCCAAGACGCACUAAAUCAUAUAUAACUAACUAGAGGUUUUAUUAUUAUGUGGAGUUUUGCUUUUACACUGAAAAACCAUUGUAUGGCAGCUGACAGUUGGGAUUGGAGAUAAUACAUAUUAGCGACGGGCUCAUUAGGCGCUUAAUUCACCAUAAAUGGUUCCCAAGACCUCCCUACACCCCACCCCGUUUACUAGCUGGUCUC
Blastomyces dermatitidis ER-3 is the source of this 6419-nucleotide messenger RNA. RefSeq lists its product as uncharacterized. Lineage: Eukaryota; Fungi; Ascomycota; Eurotiomycetes; Onygenales; Ajellomycetaceae. The record is from RefSeq and is a predicted model, not a curated record. Bases 3191 to 5773 code for a protein of 860 amino acids. The transcript is spliced from 7 exons.